CAUUAUAAAUACAGGCAUUGUGAGUUUAGACUCAUAUAAUCAGGUCAUCAUCUACAUAAAUAUGAGGUCUGUAGUUUUGGGAGUGUUUCUGUGUGCGGUCCUUUCUCUUGUCCAUCCUCAAUGCUCACGGGAUCCACAAAAAGCAGGUGUAAAAUUUUGUCAGGACACAACUGAUAAAACCUGGCAUCCUGUUGGUACCACUUGGAGGAACAGUAAGUGUAUGGACUGUGAUUGUACUGCUGAGUCAAUGAAUUGCUGUUCUGCAAUGCCGAAUCCUGUUAAUUAUCCGAACAAGUGCACAGUGGAAAGAGAUUACACAACAUGCACAGUUCAAGUUGUUGAGAAAAAACAAUGUCCUUAUUCUGCCACUCUUAAAUAAAUGCCAUCAAUGAAGAAAUAAUAGAA
Messenger RNA from Misgurnus anguillicaudatus (oriental weatherfish), 405 nucleotides. Lineage: Eukaryota; Metazoa; Chordata; Actinopteri; Cypriniformes; Cobitidae. The record is from RefSeq and is a predicted model, not a curated record.